Pseudomyrmex gracilis is the source of this 6701-nucleotide messenger RNA. RefSeq names its product importin-7 (gene msk). The coding region runs from base 137 to 3319 and encodes 1060 amino acids. The record is from RefSeq and is a predicted model, not a curated record. Gene Ontology annotation, cellular component: nuclear envelope; cytosol. The transcript is spliced from 19 exons. Lineage: Eukaryota; Metazoa; Arthropoda; Insecta; Hymenoptera; Formicidae. Gene Ontology annotation, biological process: protein import into nucleus. Gene Ontology annotation, molecular function: small GTPase binding.
CGCAUGGUCAGGCAAGGAGCAGCGGUAAGUAAGGUGAAUGCGCCGGGUCAGAUUUGCACAUCCUGAUGCGAGAGCAGGCCGUCGUCAGAAAAAUUUAGGCGUGUAAUUAACACUGUGAGCCUGCGGUUCCAAGAAGAUGGAUGCUCGUAAACUUACGGAAGUGCUUCGAGCAACGAUCGACCAUGCUCAACAAAAGCAAGCCGAAGCGCAGCUCACGCAGAUUCACAAAAUUAUUGGUUUUGCCCCAACACUUCUUCAAGUAGUAAUGUCAAACGAAGUAGAUAUGCCUGUAAGACAAGCUGGUGUAAUUUAUCUAAAAAAUUUAAUUACUUCAAAUUGGGCAGAUAAAGAUGACACAGGACCUAUAGAAUUUAGUAUUCACGAACAAGAUCGUGCAAUGAUACGAGAUGCCAUAGUAGACGCGGUAGUACAUGCUCCUGAAUUAAUUAGAUCACAAUUAGCAGUGUGCAUCAGUAACAUAGUUAAACACGACUUUCCGGGAAGAUGGACACAGAUAGUAGACAAAAUUACGAUAUACCUUCAAAAUCCGGAUUCCUCAUGCUGGCCUGGUAUUCUCCUUGCUCUUCAUCAACUUGUGAAAAAUUUCGAAUAUAAAAAGGUAGAAGAGAGAGGACCAUUACAUGAAGCAAUGAACUUGUUACUUCCUAUGAUGUACCAACUGAUGUUGCGCUUAUUGCCAGACCCAUCUGAACAAUCUGUCCUUCUUCAAAAACAGAUACUGAAAAUUUUCUUUGCACUUACACAGUACGUGCUUCCACUUGACCUCAUCACGAGAGAGAUGUUUUCUCAGUGGAUGAAUGUGGCAAGGCAAAUAGUUGACAGGCCUGUACCAAUAGAAGCCCAUAAUCCAGAGCUGGAUGACGAAGAGCGUGCGCAAUUAUGUUGGUGGAAAUGUAAAAAGUGGGCCUUGCAUAUCUUACAAAGAGUGUUUGAGAGAUACGGCAGUCCAGGAAACGUGGCCAAAGAAUACAAAGAAUUCGCAGAAUGGUAUUUGCAGACAUUUAGCGCCGGUAUUCUCGAAGUCCUUUUGAAAAUCCUAGAUCAGUAUCGCAAGAAAGUUUGGGUGUCACCCAGGGUAAUGCAGCAAUCGAUCAACUACCUUCAUUUAGCUGUGAGUCAUGCGUACUCUUGGAAGUACUUGAAACCACACAUGUUCGAAAUCAUAAGAGACGUGGUGUUUCCCAUACUCUCUUAUUCCGCCGCCGACGAAAAACUCUGGAAUACCGAUCCGUAUGAAUAUAUCAGAGUGAAAUUUGAUAUUUUCGAGGAUUUUGUCUCGCCGGUAACUGCGGCGCAGACCUUGUUGCACUCUGCCUGCAGAUUAAGAAAAAAUAUGCUCGAAAAAACUCUUCAGUUGUGUCUGGAAGUGUUGACUAGCCCUAAUGCAGAUCCGAGACAAAAGGACGGUGCAUUGCAUAUGAUUGGAACUUUGGCUGAGGUUAUGUUAAAGAAGAAAGUCUACAGAGAACAAAUGGACAAAAUGUUACUACAAUACAUAUUUCCCGAAUUCAGUAGUCCUCAUGGUCAUAUGCGAGCAAGGGCUUGUUGGGCGAUGCAUUAUUUUGCAGAGAUUAAAUUCAAAUCAGAACAGAUUCUAAUGGACGCGGUGCGAUUAAUCACGCAUGCUCUUCUGAAUGACAAAGAGUUGCCUGUUAAAGUCGAAGCAGCGAUCGCGCUUCAAAUGAUGCUUUCAGCACAACAUAAAGUUCCGCAAUACGUCGAACCAAUGAUUAAACAGAUAACACUUGAGUUAUUGUCGAUCAUAAGACAAACGGAAAACGAUGAUCUGACAACUGUUAUGCAGAAGCUUGUUUGCACAUUUAGCCAACAGCUUAUGCCGAUCGCAGUGGAUAUCUGUCAGCAUUUGGCUGCUACGUUUAGCCAAGUGAUCGAGACGGAUGAAGGUAGCGACGAGAAAGCGAUAACAGCGAUGGGUCUAUUGACGACAAUAGAGACGGUGUUGUCUGUCACGGAUGAACAGCCACAAAUACGAGCGCAACUUGAACCAAUUAUUAUUCGAGUGGUAGCUCAUAUUUUUGGGCAAAAUGUAAUGGAAUUUUACGAAGAAGCGCUAUCCCUAGUUUGCGACUUAACAACUAAAAGUAUAUCCGAGGAUAUGUGGAAAAUCCUGGAGCUUAUGUAUCAACUUUUCCAAAAAGAUGGUAUCGAUUAUUUUACCGAUAUGAUGCCCGCAUUACACAAUUACAUCACCGUUGACACUCAAGCAUUCUUAUCGAAUGAGAAUCACAUUCUAGCCAUGUUCAACAUGUGUAAAGUUAUCUUGACUAACGAUGGUGGCGAAGAUCCUGAAUGCCAUGCUGCUAAGUUGUUAGAAGUUAUGAUCUUGGAAUGCAAAGGACACAUAGAUCAAUGUAUACCCUGGCUUGUGCAGUUAGUCUUAGAACGUCUAAUGCGCGAGGUAAAAACAUCGGAAUUGCGUACGAUGUGUCUGCAAGUGGUUAUUGCUGCUUUAUAUUACAACCCCGCACUAUGCCUCGAAACUAUGGACCGACUGCAAGGCAACUUUGAUCAAUCAGCUCCGCAUCAAGAACCGCUCGCAUCGCGUUUCAUCAAGCAAUGGAUUAACGACACAGACUGUUUCUUAGGUUUGCACGAUCGUAAAAUGUGCGUUCUCGGAUUGUGCACGUUGAUCAGUAUGGGUCCGGCGAGGCCUAAGGCUGUUAACGAAUGUGCGACGCAAAUUAUUCCAUCUUUGAUACUUUUGUUCGACGGGUUGAGGAGAGCGUAUGCCGCCAAGUGUGCGGAAUCGGACGACGACGAAAACGACGAGGACGAUAGUGACGUUGAUGUUGACGCGUUAUCAUCCGACGAGGACGAUAUAGAUGAUGCCAAUCAGGAGUAUCUUGAUAAGUUGCAAGACAAGAUAAACAAGACAUCUGCUCAGCACGGUUUUAACGUUACCACAAGCAUACAGGAUUCUCACGGCGAUCAAAGAUCGUCCGACGAGGAAGACGACUCGGAUUAUGAUGGUAACGAGGCAACAGCUCUCGAAACUUUUGUCACGUCUUUAGACACGGACGAUUCCAAUCAAGAUGAAUAUGUUAUUUUUAAAGAAGUUAUACAAAAUAUUCAAAGAACUGACGUGGCUUGGUACGAAGCGUUAACGAGUCUUCUUAGUCCCGAACAAGAAAAAGCUCUGCAAGACAUUAUAGUACUGGCGGAUCAGCGUAAAGCAGCUCUAGAAAGCAAAAGGAUUGAACGAAGCGGAGGAUAUGCCUUCACCUCACAGACUGUGCCCACUUCGUUUAAUUUCGGUGGACAACCUUUAAGUCGAUAAAGACUUAUCAAAAUUGAUUUCAGUUUUAGAUAUAUUAAGUAAGUAAUAUAACAAAUUAUAUGAAAUCUAGACAUUUGUAGCAUGCAAUCAUUACACACGACCAUUGGAGAUAAUACGCAUUUUCUAUUUACUAUUUUGUGUAAACUAAUUGUACAUUACUAAGAUAAUUGAAGAGAGUCUUACUUUUUAAUAUAGUACACUAACACUUGCUAUCUCCAAAAGAUCUUAAGCGUGCUAUUGAUUUAUCAGAUAAAAGAGCAAAAAGAGCCGAGAUACGUCUGCUUUGUAGUUUUUUUUUUUUAUUUUAAUUUACUUUGAAAUUUUUUUAAAUGUAUAUGUAAACAAAUCAUUCAAUAUAUGUACGUGUAAACGUAAGUCAGUUUGUUUAACUCGAGCAGAGUUAUAAAAUGAUUUAGUUGUUUACUAGCACACAAAGCUACAGCUAACUUUUUCUGGACGAUUCAAAAAGUUUUUGAACAUUUUUCAAAUUGCGUAUUGUAGCUUGUCGAAAGAAAAUUAACAAUGAAGUAAAUUUAUCGCGGCUUUACACUGAAAAUACCCGCAUGUCAUACAUUAUUAGUCUCGAAUUAUAUUUAAUGUAAUUUUAAAUUUGUGUUUCAAAUAGUUUUAUUAAAACAUUUAUUUUAAGACAAAUAUCUGUUGAAAAUAUCUGUUAAAAAUUGUUGGUUUAAAAUAUAAACAAAAGAAAAAUUUUGAUUGUGCAUAGAUAUGAUGGUUGAUGAUUUUUUAAUAUUAUUAUUAACGAUUACUUUUUUGCUAAAUGUUGCGCUAAUAUUUUAAAUGUUGUACACUUACUCUUUUUCUGCGAAUUUCAGCAAAAGAGUGUAAAUUUUGCCAAGACUAGAUGUUAACUCGCAGAAAUUGUAUCUACCUAUUAGCAGAUAUUUAGAUAAGAAUAAUCUAUAUAUAUUUCUAAUAAACUUUUUUUUUUUUUUUCAAGUCCACUUAAAUGUAUAUUGUGUUAUAUAUAUACACAUAUAUAUACAACAUGGUAUAUACAUAUGGUCAGACAUUUUUUCUGCAGAUAUCGAUCACUUUACGUAAAUCCCAGCACAGCUUACUUUAUUUAAAAAAAAAAAAAAAAAUAAUAAAAAACAAAAAAAAAGGAAGUAAGUUUUGUCAUAUUUUAUACACUUGUCUUGACAAGAAAGAAUAAUAAAGAAAAUACCCUGAAAGAUGGAGUUGCAUCUCAAUGGCUUUAGCUGAUACUUAUAAAUAGCAUCUCGCGCACUACGAAGUCUUUGUUAUUAGAAGAAUUUCAGCGCUAUAUUAAGCCGCAAACUAAAGACACAACAAAUUUAUAGGCGUGGCUCUUUCUUUCACGUGGUAUUGUUGUUGUAAAUUACGUAGAAACAAGAGAAACAAGGAAGCAGAAAUAUACUUAUAAAAAUAUCAGAGCCCAAAAUGAUAAAGGCGUACAAAGAAGAGGUGUUCUGUGCUGUGGUUAGUGAAAUGAUUACUGCACAAGUGCUUUUUAAAUCGGAUUUUGCAAAAGAGAUGCGAUAAUAACGCGUCUUUUGCCUCAGAAUACGAAUCUUUGGUUCGAAUGGAAAUCCGCAAUUUUAUACGAAAGAAAUAUCAAUUGAGCAAAAAACACGAAGUGUUGAACACUUUGUUGCUGAACAUGUGUACUUUUUUUUUUUUUUUCAUCUCUUCUCAGAUUUUUCGCUUUGUUCGUCGAAUAUAAUUCUUGAUCUUUCAGCUGUUCCUUUUUACGCACAUAAAACUGCAAGAAACACGCGUAUAACAUUUUACGCAGUUUACAUUAAACAUACAUUAAUUUAAAUUUGGUUCAUCUGUGACAAAGUUUUAUCUUACACACAGGGUGCGUGCAAAAAUACAACGAAUGGAAUAAAUUUAGAAAGAAAAUAGACUACGUUAAUGAAUUUAACUUUUGUUAAUAUUAUCGCAGAACUGUGUCGAAUUGUUAGUGGUUGAAAGUUUCAAUAAAAAUUUCAGCUGUUUUUUAUAAGGAAUAUUGAUAUUAUAGUAAUCCAAUUAUUGUAUUCUUCUUGAAGAUAAAGAAACUGGAUAUAUAUCGGUUUCUCAACAUACUGUAGGUAAAAUCUCGCUCUUGAUACUGUACAUAUUAUAUAUUUUCUUAAUUUUUAUAACGUGUAUUAUUAGUGUCUUACAAUUCUCAGUGAAGUAAAAUAAAUAUUAUCGACAUAUACAAAAGGCAAGACUGUAUAAACAUAUGUUUAUGAUUGCUCAAAUAUUAGAAAAUAUUUGCUACAUGUGUGACGACAUGAUGUGAAGUAUCUUUCUUGAAUUUCGAAAAUCCGGGAUUUACUUUGCGCGUUUUGUAUAUCGUUGACAAUGCUUGAAAUUUCUUAUUAUGUAGAAGAAACUUUGUGUAGCGUAUACACAUAUACAAAAGUAUGUUAAAACAAAACAAAAGAACAUUCUAAUUAACAACGCUCAAAUAAAGCAUACACACACACACUUCGUAAUUAUUCGACAGUUUGCAGUACCCUGCUUUUUCAUUGGCUUUUGACCUGAAUUUAAACGGACAACCGUAUCGAUUUCUUGCAGUAUUUAUAAGUAAUAUCUACAGCAUAAGCAAUUUCUAUAUUGUGCUAUUUUAUAGAUUUAUUGUAAUAAUGUGUUGAAUAUAUAGAUGAUAUGCCGUUGCUCACACACAUACAUACACAUACACACACACACACACGCGCACACAUGUACACGCACGCACGCACACCGUAUUAUUGCGUGACCCCGAGCUGAUCGCGAUCGAUUUACGAUUUUGGUACCGUUUCAAAGUCUUUGUGCAUGUAAACGAGAAAAAAAAAAGAAAACAGUUAAUUGAUUGCGUCAAUUUUUAAACAAGAGUAUUUAAAAAAGUGCCUUGAGACAUUUUUGAAAGCAGACGGGACCUAAAUUACAGAAUACAGCGGAGUAAGCUGUAGGUCGGAGUGAGGCCAGGACACUUCUCUAGUUCAUAAGUUCUAUAUAAGUACUGUAACUAAAUAAUAAAUUAAUAAUAACUCUGAUAUAAUAAUAGAAGAGAAAACUGUUCCUUCGCUAUUUAUAAGAUUAUACGAAUCGUAAUUUCUUUGUAACAAUUUUCUCUCUUCACACGUACACACGUGCGCGCGCGCGCGCACACACACACUAAACACACAUACACAGAUACACACACAUGUUCUCUCGGUAGUUUUUAUAUAAUGAUAAAUGAAUUGCGUAUAAAUAAUCGUAGUGAAGAGAUAACGAGAUUUACAACAAAAAUCACAUACAAGCGCUUAAAAAUCUUGAUAUUGUAUAAACCGAUAAGAGGUAAGACAUAAUAAUUCUAAUAUUAGUGCUUUAAAUACGGACGAAGUUUAUAGAAACUUCCUUAUUAAACUGAAAAUGUAGUAUA